Homarus americanus (American lobster) is the source of this 762-nucleotide messenger RNA. RefSeq names its product extensin-like. Lineage: Eukaryota; Metazoa; Arthropoda; Malacostraca; Decapoda; Nephropidae. Bases 1 to 762 code for a protein of 253 amino acids. The transcript has a single exon. The record is from RefSeq and is a predicted model, not a curated record.
AUGCAGGUCGUCCAGUACAGAGCGGAUGAUAGCGGGUAUCAUCCAGUGAUAUCCUACAGUGGUGUGGCUCGUUACCCCGUGUACAGCCCGAAUGAUUACACCCCAGGGCACGUGUACACCCCAGGACCUGUGUACACCCCAGGACCCGUGUACACCCCAGGACCUGUGUACACCCCAGAGCACGUGUACAUCCCAGGACCUGUGUACACCCCAGGACCCGUGUACACCCCAGGACCUGUGUACACCCCAGAGCACGUGUACAUCCCAGGACCUGUGUACACCCCAGGACCCGUGUACACCCCAGGACCCGUGUACACCCCAGGACCGUACACGCCCUCCCCCUCACCCCCGUACAAAGCCCCAAUCACCCCAUACAAACCUCUCUAUGUUGACCCCGAAGAUGAGAUGAGGUUGACCCCAGAGAGUAAGACGACCCCAGGAACCCCUAAAUCGACCCCAGAAACACCUAAAUCGACCCCAGAAACCCCUAAAUCGACCCCAGAAACACCCAAAUCAACCCCAGGAACCCCUAAAUCGACCCCAGUUCCCCACAACCCUCCCCACCCUACACAGCCUCACCCCUACCUCAAGCCUUUCCCUCGACCCCCUCACCACCAGCCUGUACAACCUUCCAGCCUACACCGACCUGCCUCUUCAACCCCCCUACACCCCAGUUACCCCCAGAGAACCCAUGGGGGAGUGUAUUUUCCCCAGCCUACAUAUAAACCUUUCCCCAAGAAAUUUGCCCAUUUGAGAAUCUAA